AUGCGAAUAUCAGUUCGUUCGUUCGAAGGAAAGGAGACAUCUUUAGAUGUUCAACCGAAUGAUACUAUUCAAAGCAUCAAAAAACAAAUACAAAGUGCAGCACAGAAUAGUAACACUGUUGCUGGAGGCUACGGUCAAGGUACUGCUAACGAUGAGCUCUGUUUUCCUUAUGGUCUGGUCGUUGAUGAUAAUCAAUCGAUACUCAUCGCUGACUGGGGUAAUCAUCGCAUUUUGCAAUGGAAAAUAGGCGAGAUCAAUGGUCGAGUCAUAGCAGGUGGUCACGGUCAAGGCAAUGCAUUGAAUCAAUUGAAUUGUCCGACUGAUGUUCUCAUUGACAAAGAAACAAAUAACUUACUUAUUUGUGAUCGAGGAAAUCGACGCGUUCUACAACGGGCCCGUCGUGACGAUGCAACCGAAGGAGAAACUAUAAUCGACAAUGUUGCAUGUUGGGGAUUAGCUAUCGAUAAUCAAAGAAACUUGUACGUAUCCGAUACUGGAAAGCAUCAAGUACAACGGUAUCGAAUAGACGGUACGAAUGGGAAGCUAGUUGCCGGUGGCAACGGCAGAGGUGUUGGCCUUGAUCAGUUCAACUAUCCGACUCACCUAUUGGUCGACGAACAACAGAACGUCUAUGUGGCCGAUGUAUGGAAUCAACGAGUCAUGCAAUGGUCGAAAGAUGCAUCUACAGGAACUGUCGUUACCAAGGGAUUUCCUCGAGGAUUAUUUGUCGAUAGUUCUGAAAAUAUUUAUGUGGCGGACUAUGGAAAUCAUCAACUCGUAUGUUGGUCGAAAGGAGCAGCAAAAGGUACGGUCUUUGCAGCUGGAGAUGGUGACAAAGAUGAUACAAACCAGACGUACUAUCCUUGGGGCGUCUCACAUGAUCAACAUGGGUAUCUCUACGUUGCCGAUCAUUCAAGCCAUCGAAUACAACGCUUUCCUAUCAAACGAGACUGA
Molecule: messenger RNA, 954 nt
Organism: Didymodactylos carnosus
Lineage: Eukaryota; Metazoa; Rotifera; Eurotatoria; Philodinida; Philodinidae
Source: the annotation of a GenBank genome assembly